Asparagus officinalis (garden asparagus) is the source of this 441-nucleotide messenger RNA. RefSeq lists its product as uncharacterized. Lineage: Eukaryota; Viridiplantae; Streptophyta; Magnoliopsida; Asparagales; Asparagaceae. The coding region runs from base 1 to 441 and encodes 146 amino acids. The record is from RefSeq and is a predicted model, not a curated record. The transcript has 2 exons.
AUGGGGAAUGAUCAUGCCUUGGAGAUUUCUGAUGAGCUCGGGUGUAAAACCCAUAUAGAAAAUAGGAUCAUGAAGAUUGUUAGAGGGACGUUUGUGGUAAUAAAAGGAGAAAAAAUACCUGCAAAUCUAUAUAUGCUCAAGGGAGAAACCCUGCAGGAAGCUGAUUUAUGUGUGGUGUCAACCAGCCGUGGAGAAGAACAAACCAUGAUAUGGCAUCGCAAACUAGGUCACAUGUCAGAACGAGGCUUGAAGAUUCUCUCGGAUCAGAAGCUGCUUCCUAGACUUAAUUCGGUAGCUCUUCCAUUCUGCAAGCAUUGUGUUACAAGUAAGCAGCAUCGGAUGAAGUUUAACACAUCAGGUUCUAGAAGCAAGGCUAUUCUGGAACUGGUUCAUUCUGAUGUAUGGCAAGCACCGGUUACAUCCUUGGGAGGAGGAAAGUAA